AUGAUCAUAUUUUUAUUAUCAUAUAGUAUCUAUAUACUUUUAUUAUUUCAACAACAUAUUAUCAAUGCAUGUCCUUCUGUAUGCUUAUGUCAUGGACCUAAUGUUGAUUGUAGCAAUCGAGCAUUACAUAUCAUACCAUCUGGAAUAUCAAAAAAUGUAUUUAAACUAGACUUACAAUGGAACAAUUUAUCAAUUAUUGGAAAAGAUGACUUCAAAGGCUUUCGUCAACUACGUAUAUUAAAUCUUCAAGACAAUCAAAUACAUACAAUUGAUAUUGAUGCAUUUCGAGAUUUAAUAUCCUUACAAAAAUUACGUCUUAAUGGCAAUAAACUAAAUCAUUUUACAGAUGGUACAUUUAUCACACUUAAACAACUUCAACGAUUGGAUCUUAGUUCUAAUCAUUUACGAGUCAUUAAAAAAGGCAUGUUACAAGGUCUACAAGAAAUUAAUAAUUUACAACUGGAUCAUAAUGAGAUCUCAUGUAUUGAACCAGAAGCUAUCAAUGGACUUCAACGAUUAGAGAUUCUCACAUUGAAUUCUAAUAAUUUAACAACUUUAUCUAUGUUACCAUUUGCACAACUAAACGACUUAAGAGUUUUACGAUUACAUGAUAAUUAUUUUGUAUGUGAUUGUCGUUUACUUUGGCUUGCAAAAUAUCUUAAAUUUCAUCUAUUUCUUGGUCUUAAUACACAAUGUCAAGAUACUAAUACAUGGAGUUUUAAAGAUAUAAUAUCAUUAAUCGAUGAUGCAAAACAAUGUAAUCGUAUGGAUACUGAUGAUAUUGAUUAUACAUGUAAUGUAUUUGUAUGUCCAUAUCCAUGUACAUGUUUUAAUGGUGUUGUUGAUUGUAAAGAUAAAAAUCUUAUAGAAAUUCCAAAAAAUAUUCCAGAUACAACAAUUGAAUUACGUUUGGAAAAAAAUCAAAUUACGGAAAUACUACCAAAAGUAUUUAUUCAUUUGAAAAAACUUCGUCGUUUAGAUUUAAGUAAUAAUUUCAUUUCAAUUAUCUAUCCAGAUUCAUUUACUGGUCUUAAAUCUCUUAAUUCACUAUUAUUAAAUGCAAAUAAAAUAGUCUGUAUACGUGUUGAUACAUUUCGUGGUUUAGAAAAAUUAAGUUUAUUAUCAUUAUAUGAUAAUCAAUUAAAAAAUUUAAUAAAUGGAACAUUUAGUUCAUUGAAAAAUAUUCAAACCUUACAUUUAGCUCGUAAUCCAUUUAUAUGUGAUUGUCAUCUUCGAUGGUUAAAUACAUAUUUACGUGAAAAACAAAUUGAAACAAGUGGUGUUCGUUGUGCUGGACCACGACGUAUGGCAAAACAAAAAUUCGGUAUUUUAAAAGAUCAGAAGUUUCGAUGUCAAAAUCGAAUGAAAUAUUUACAAAUAUUAAAUACAGCUCAAUGUGAAAUAGAAUGUCCUAAAGGAUGUAAAUGUGAUAGAACAACAGUAAUAUGUCGUGGAUUACAAUUACAAGAAAUUCCUCAUGAUAUACCAGCAUUUACGACUACACUUGAUCUUCAAGAUAAUUUAAUUAAACGAAUAUCACGUGAUGGUAAUUUACAACGAUUAAAAAAUCUUCGUAUACUUGAUUUAAGAAAUAAUCAAUUAGAAGAAAUUGAUGAUGAUGUAUUUGAUGGAUUUGAUUCACUUAAUCAAUUAUUUUUAAAUAACAAUAGUCUUCAUAAAAUAACAACACAGACAUUUAAUGGUUUAAAAAAUCUUCAAAUAUUAAAUUUAGAUUCAAAUAAAUUAACAUGUAUUAAAAAUGAUACUUUUAUAAAUGUAAAUAAACUUGAAUUAUUAUCAUUAAAUAAUAAUCAAAUUAAAUACAUUGCAUCAUUAUCAUUUGAUCGUCUUCAAUUGUUAUCUGAUUUAAAUCUUCAAGGCAAUCUAUUGGUAUGUAAUUGUCAUAUGAAAUGGUUAAAACACAGUAAAAUCCUCUCCGAUCAUCCCGAAUGUAUGUCACCAACAAAAUUACGUAAUAUUCCGAUUGUCAAUGUUACUGAUGAAGAUUUCGUAUGUAACCCUACUGAAAUUGAUGUAUGUGAUACAUCUUAUUCAAAUUCUUGUCCACAGAACUGUACAUGCUAUAAUCGUAUUGUACGAUGUUCACAUGCUCAAUUAAUUCGUAUUCCAUAUGAAGAAAUACCAAUAUAUACUGAAGAACUUUAUUUAGAUUCAAAUAAUAUAGAAGAAAUACCAUAUGAAUUAACUAAUCAUCUUAUUUAUCUUUUAAGAAUUGAUUUAAGUUAUAAUAAAUUACAUUUUAUACCAGGAAAUUUAUUUUCAAAUUUAACACGACUUGAAACAUUAAUAUUAUCCUAUAAUAAAAUUCAAUGUUUGGAUUCAAAUUCAUUUAAAGGUUUAAAAAAUUUAAGAAUUUUAUCAAUUCAUGGAAAUGAAAUUUCAACAAUAUCAGAAGGUACAUUUAAUGAUUUACCAAUUUUAUCACAUAUUGCACUUGGUAGUAAUCCAUUUUAUUGUGAUUGUCAUCUUGCCUGGUUAUCAUCAUGGAUUAAAACAGACUAUGUUGAACCUGAUAUAACUGAAUCAAAUAAUUAUCAACAAAAAUGUAAUCCUUGUUUAAAUCGUAUCAAUCUUUGUUCUAAUCAUGGCACAUGUCGUUUAUUAUCAAUUGGAAAAUAUAUCUGCGAUUGUUUACCAUCCUAUCAUGGUGAACAUUGUGAAAAAAUUAAUAAUCCUUGUUUUCAUAGUCCAUGUAAACAUCAAGGAACAUGUCGUGUACUUGCUAAUGACCGUUUUCAAUGUCAUUGUUCAUCAGGUUUUAUAGGUUCUCAAUGUGAGAUAAAUAUAAAUGAUUGUAUAUCAAAUCAUUGUCAAAAUAAUGGAACAUGUAUUGAUAAAAUUAAUGAUUAUUCAUGUUCAUGUUCACCAUUAUUUACUGGAAAAUAUUGUGAAAGAAAAUUAAAUUGGUGUGAUAAAAAUUUAAAUCCAUGUAAAAAUAAUGGACAUUGUUUAAGAAUCGAUAAUGGAUAUAAAUGUGAAUGUCCAUUAGGUUUCGAAGGAAUAAAUUGUACAAAUAAUAUCAAUGAUUGUUCUAAUCAUACAUGUCAAUAUGGUACAUGUAUUAAUAAUAUGAAUGGUUAUACAUGUCAAUGUGAUAUUGGUUUUACUGGAAAAUAUUGUGAAACGAAAUUUCAACGUAAAUCAUCAAUAUUUAAAAAUAAUCAAACUAAAACUUUAUCAAAACGAUGUACACCUGAAAUUUGUUCAAAUAAUGGUAUUUGUUAUGAAGAUUCAUUAAAGAUUAUUCGAUGUCGUUGUUCUUCGGGUUUUAUUGGUGAUUAUUGUAUGAUAUUAAAAACUAUUCAUUCAAAUACAAAUAAUUCAUAUAUUAAACUAUCUAAGCCAAAUAUAUAUCCAUAUUUAAAUAUUACAAUGAUUUUUAGUACAGUGCAAAGCAAUGGUAUACUUGUUUAUUUUGGAUAUGUAGGGCAUAUUGUUGCAGAAUUAUUUAUGGGAAGAAUACGUGUUAGUUAUGAUAUUGGAAAUUCACCUGGUUCAGUUAUAUUUAGUUAUGAUACAGUACAUGAUGGAAAAAUUCAUGAAUUACAAUUGAUUAGUAUUGGUCAAAAUUUAAGUUUAAUCGUUGAUAAAAAUUAUUCAAGAUUUAUUAAUAAUCAUGGUAGUCGUAUUUAUAUGAAUACAAGUGCCAUAAAUGCAUUAUAUAUUAGUGGUUUACCAAAUGAGUUAUCUGGUAGAGCUCUUCAAUUAUGGCAUAUUCGUGAAGCAACAUCAUUUCAAGGUUGUAUUCAUGCACUUUAUAUAAAUAAUGAAUCAAUCAAUUUUGCUGAUGUUGAUUAUCGUCAUAAAAUCUUACCUGGUUGUGAAAUAAAUGAAGUAAAUCAAUCUUCAUGCACUACAACAACCUGUCAACAUGGUCAAUGUCAACUUGAUGGUUUAACUUACAAAUGUGAAUGUUUCAAUGGAUUUACUGGAGAAACAUGUAACGAAGUAAUAACAUCAUCAAUAGCAUCACCAUUGAUGGAUUCAUGUGGUCUGAAUAUUCAAACAGGCUAUUAUAUUGAUCCACGAACUAAAUGUAGGAGUGUUCGACGUUUACGUCUGACAAAAUGUUUUGGUACAUGUCCAUCUAUAUUCAAUAAUGAAACAUUAUCAUCAUGUUGUAAACCGAUCGAAGCUAAACGCCGAUAUUUUCGCAUGACAUGUGCGAGUGGUUUUACUUAUAGACAAUCGCUGGAAUUUUUUAAAAAAUGUACAUGUUUGAAUAGUGUAUGUUAA
This is a messenger RNA of Rotaria sp. Silwood1, 4257 nucleotides long. The record is from the annotation of a GenBank genome assembly. Lineage: Eukaryota; Metazoa; Rotifera; Eurotatoria; Philodinida; Philodinidae.